GCCACCGUUGUGUUACACAAUGGCGUUUGCAGAAGAAGUGGCUGUCUUCACUGAGACUAACUUGGGAACUGGAAUCGUCAUGACGGUUCCUCUGGAUAUCACAGCGGCAGAUUUCAAGAGAAAACUCGAGAAGACACAUGCAAGUUGCUUAUCGAGCUUGGGGGAGAUACAAGUUCGUGGUCUGAUGGUUAAACGAAAGUCUCGCUUUUUUUACCUUGUUGAGUCGAUGCCUAUGAAGUACAUCUUCCGGGAUAACCAAAAGCCCUGGUUUAUCCAUGCAGAAGCUCGGGUUGUAAACGGAUCACAAGAGCCAAGCAUAUCUAACAGCAUUGAGAAGGCGCAAAUUAGACAAGGCAUCUCCAUAUCUAACAGCAUUGAAGGAGUCACUGCGCUGAUCCAACAAGGUGAAAACAAGAAGACAAACAAGUCUAGGGCGAAACCAAAUACAAAAAAUCUUGCUGCUGAGAGACAAACGUUUUUUGACAAGAGAGAGUUUCUUGGUCCUUCCACACCUGAACCUGAAACCAUAAGAUCGUCAUCAUCAAUAGCAAGUGCUGCUGAGAUGAAAAACACUGAAUGUUUCAACAGCUUCAUAGCAAAAACGCCGGAGAGGAAACGUGGAGACUCUGUGGAUGUAAACGAGAUGAUAGGCAAGAAAGUAACUGUGGCAGCAAACAACAUCAGAAUGCACGGAAAGAGUCAUAUUUCCUCUUCAUUGUCAUCAUCUAUAUUCAGAAGCAAGACUCUAGACGGUAAGACAGUCAGUUCUGCUACAAAAUUUCUGGUGUUUGAGGUACCUGACUACGAGGAUUGAGUCUUUUAUUUUUUUUAAUAAGCUCACCCUUAAUGCCUCAUUGCACUAGAAGUAGCUUUGUGUAGAUGUGCAAGUGAUGAUGAUUCUUUUUGACAAAUAGUUUGUAAAUAAAUUAGUAAGUUUUUUGUGAUUCUGUCUCAAAAUAUAUUGUAAGUCAUGAGGGAAGAAAUCAA
Camelina sativa (false flax) is the source of this 987-nucleotide messenger RNA. RefSeq lists its product as uncharacterized. The record is from RefSeq and is a predicted model, not a curated record. Lineage: Eukaryota; Viridiplantae; Streptophyta; Magnoliopsida; Brassicales; Brassicaceae.